AUGUCACUGCAAUCUACCUGUCAAAGAGAGCUGUGUGUCUUUGCAGACGCUUCUACAUCAGCCAUAUCAGCAGUUGCGUACCUUCGAGCCAUAGACACCGAAGGUCACGUCCACGUAGGCUUCUGCAUGGGCAAGUCCAAAUUAGCUCCUAGACAAGUCCACACAGUACCUCGCUUGGAGCUAUGUGCUUCAGUUCUGGCGGUGGAGCUGGCAGACAUGCUAUUAAAUGAACUUGACAUCAAAAUUCACAAAGUGAAAUACUACACUGACAGCCGAGUAGUCUUAGGCUACAUCAACAACACCAGCCGAAGGUUCUAUGUCUACGUGGCCAACCGUGUUGCUCGCAUCAGAAAGUCAUCUGAACCCAGUCAGUGGCACUUUGUGAGCACGGAAAGCAAUCCUGCCGAUCAUGGAACACGGCAUGUGCCAGCUUCACUACUAAGUUCUACCAAUUGGUUUACAGGUCCUGACUUCUUGAGGAAAAGUGAUGGAGAGUGUCCUGUGCAACCAAACAGCUUUCAACUUGUUGAACCUGCCACAGACACUGAAGUCCGCCCACAAGUCUCAACAUUUGCAACUACGACUGUGACAAAAUCGCUCGGCUCACACAGGUUUGAACGCUUCUCCAGUUGGAAACGUCUUACACAAGCUAUUGCCAAACUCAUUGAAAAGGUCAGAUCUAUCUCAAAAGCUCCUGAGUCAAAUGAAUCAAAGAUGGACGCUUUAACACAAGCAAAGUUAGUUAUUUUUCGAACUGUUCAAGGUGAGAUAUUUGAAAAGGAAAUACAAACUUUGAACAAAGGAGAGGACAUACUAAAACACAGUCCACUGAAGAAUCUUAAUGUGUUUUUGGACAAAGAAGGACUGGUGCGAGUAGGAGGACGUGUGACUUCUGCAGAAAUAACUCAAGAACAAAGCCAGCCCAUUGUGAUUCCAAAGAAGCAUCACAUUGCUGCUUUGCUGGUUCAGUUCUACCACGAGCAGGUUGUGCACCAAGGUAGACACAUCACAGAAGGAGCCAUCAGGUCUGCUGGACUGUGGAUCCUUGGAGGAAAAAGGUUGGUGACAAAUCUUCUCAACAAAUGCACAACCUGCCGCAGGUUAAGAGGAAAUGUACUACAACAAAAGAUGGCAGACAUUCCAGCUGAUCGUCUCAUCCAAACUCCUCCUUUCACACAUGUCGGAGUGGACGUGUUUGGACCGUGGAACAUCUGCAUUCACCGGACAAGAGGUGGAGUGUUAGAGAACAAACGCUGGGCAGUAAUGUUUACCUGUUUAGUCACACGAGCAGUUCACAUCGAGGUAGUUGAGUCCCUCUCAACUUCAAGUUUCAUAAAUGCUCUCAGAAGGUUCCUGGCCAUAAGAGGCCCCACAAAGCUCUUUCGAUCAGAUUGUGUAACGAACUUCGUUGGAGCAUGCAAAGAGCUUCAGAUAAGUUCAGAAGAUCCAGAGCUUCAAUCCUACCUUAAAAAUGAGGCAUGCACUUGGAAAUUCAACCCACCUCACUCCUCUCACAUGGGAGGGGUGUGGGAAAGAAUGAUCGGAGUGGCCCGACGUAUUUUGGACGCUAUGAUGCUGAAAGUUCACUCUCCAAAUCUGACUCAUGAGGUUCUUGUGACGCUCAUGGCAGAGGUAACAGCCAUAAUGAAUGGUCGUCCAUUAGUACCUGUGUCAUCCGAUCCUCAACAACCCGACUUGCUGACACCAAGUGCCCUUCUCACUCAGAAAAUCUGUCCCGUCUCUGUUCCUCCUGGAGACUUUGAUCCUAAGGACUUGUACCGUAAGCAAUGGAAAAAGGUGCAAAGUCUUGCCAACUCAUUCUGGAAACGAUGGCGAGAAGAGUAUCUUGCAACGCUUCAACCAAGAAGAAAAUGGCAAGCAGAUCAACCAAACUUAGACAUUGGUGACGUCGUUCUCCUAAAGAACACUCAGGUCAAAAGAAACGAAUGGCCUACUGGACUUAUUGUGGACACUUAUCCUGGCCGAGAUAAGAGAGUACGUAAAGUAGAUGUACGAAUAAUUAAAGAAGGUACUGCUAAGGUGUACACAAGACCUAUUUCAGAAAUUGUGUUAUUAGUUAAAGGUUAAGAGUGUUAUAGCAGUAUACCAGGCGGGGAGUGUACUGCCCCCUUGUGGGAAGAGUUAUUUGUGUUUUGAGUUUCUUGCGUUUUGUCCAUGCAGAGCGUCCGUAGUUCAGUGAUUCUCCAAACAGUUCCUCAGCAAGUCGAAUUCCAGAGUGUUAA
Messenger RNA from Carassius carassius (crucian carp), 2243 nucleotides. RefSeq lists its product as uncharacterized. The record is from RefSeq and is a predicted model, not a curated record. Gene Ontology annotation, molecular function: nucleic acid binding. The coding region runs from base 1 to 2088 and encodes 695 amino acids. NCBI's taxonomy places the organism in Eukaryota, Metazoa, Chordata, Actinopteri, Cypriniformes, Cyprinidae. The transcript has a single exon. Gene Ontology annotation, biological process: DNA integration.